AUGAAGCCACCGGCUUUACGGCCCUGGCUUCAUACGGCAACUCUUCCAAGGCGGCCAGGGUUUGGCAGACUCUAUGCCGUCCAAUCGCCCGGAGUCCCAACUCUCCGAAUCUUCAAUGAGAAUGUCAAGUACCUGCAGAAAGAACGAGCUGCCUCGAAUGCGGAAUACAGUCGAAAAGUCGACUAUCUGAAGGAUGAGGUCGCCCAGCGACUGGUGGAUCGUCUUCUUGACAUCGACAGACAAUUUCCUCAGGUCUUAGACCUGGGCGCCAACAGCUGCAACAUUGCACGAGCCCUUUCAAAGCCACCGCUCAUUGCACCCAAGAUACCGGAAGGACAGACGAAGGCGAAGAUCCCCCUCUCAGAGCGAGUCCAGCACCUCACCUGCGCCGACACCUCCCCCACCACUCUUCACCGCGAUGACUCGCUCCCCGCACCUCUGGUUCCGAUCACGCCGACGGUAUUAUCCUCUCUCGAAACGCUACCGUUUGAUGCGAACACGUUUGACGCUGUCUUGUCAUCUCUGUCUCUCCAUUGGAUCAACGAUCUGCCUUCCGUUCUCUCCAGCGUCAACAACAUUCUGAAACCCGAUUCUCCCUUCCUCGCGGCCAUGUUUGGCGGAGAUACUCUAUUCGAACUGCGCUCGUCUUUACAGCUGGCUGAUCUUGAGCGACGCGGUGGUGUGUCUCCGCACAUAUCUCCUUUGGCGGACGUCCGAGAUGUGGGAAAUCUCCUGGGACGAGCGGGGUUUAAAUUGCUCACGGUCGACGUCGACGACAUUAUUGUCGAGUAUCCGGACACGUUCACCCUGAUGACGGAUAUACAAGCCAUGGGCGAGGGGAACGCGAUUUUUCAAUCCAUGGGUGGACCCAUGAAUCGAGAUGUGUUAUUGGCCAAUGAAGCUAUAUACCGAGCACUACACUGCCAUGAGGAUGAAAAAGAUCGGAUACCGGCCACAUUCAGAGUGAUAUACAUGAUUGGGUGGAAGGCUGGUGAAGGUCAGGCCCAGCCCUUGGAAAGAGGGAGUGGAAAAGUCAACAUGAAGGACGUUCUUGGUGGAGGGGAUUUUGGACUGUAG
Messenger RNA from Rhinocladiella mackenziei CBS 650.93, 1077 nucleotides. RefSeq lists its product as uncharacterized. Lineage: Eukaryota; Fungi; Ascomycota; Eurotiomycetes; Chaetothyriales; Herpotrichiellaceae. Bases 1 to 1077 code for a protein of 358 amino acids. The transcript has a single exon. Gene Ontology annotation, biological process: mitochondrial respiratory chain complex I assembly. The record is from RefSeq and is a predicted model, not a curated record. Gene Ontology annotation, molecular function: S-adenosylmethionine-dependent methyltransferase activity. Gene Ontology annotation, cellular component: mitochondrion.